AUGUACCAGGUUCGGCAACGUCAGGCAACUUUUCAAAUUCAUCACACGGGUCUCGUAUGUCUUCGAUCUGGAUCUGAAAGAGCUACUACAAGGAUCAACGGCAGUCAGGUUUCUGCACGAGAUGUCUGCGUCUUAAAAGAGAAUGCUGUCGAGUUAACCUUUGGAGCUCUCUGCUACCGUCUCGAAUACGCCCGAGGGUCUCGCGCAGAAGGAUAUACUGCCCGGCUGCAGCACUAUCUUUCAGACACUCUUGAUUCCCAAGUCAGUCAGUCUACUCUGGCCCUUACACCUACACCAUCUGAACAAGGGUCUAUUACUAUCGGUCAAUGGACGUUAACGACGGGUACCAUUGGUGUUGGCGGUUCAGGGAGGGUUAGUGUGGGGAUGAACAGAGCAGGGAAGCUCGUCGCGUUAAAACGUAUCCAUGUUGGCAAGGAUAGAGAGUAUGCGCAACAAAGAAGAACAAGACUAGAGAGUUUAGCGGCGUUGUGCGCGAGAUAUGAUGAGGAACGGAUCCUGAGACUAGUAGAGGUUAUCACGGAUGAAGUCAGGGCAACGAAUAACCAUGCGGACUGGUGGUUUGUUUUGGAUCCUGCUGCAGAGAGUACAUUAGUCUCGCUUCACGUCGAAAAGCGACUUGGUGAGGGUAAUGAAAGAACUGUCCUCAUCGAGAUCCUCGAAGCAACACAAUUUCUCCACAAGCACGGAUGGAUACACGGCGACAUCAAGCCUCCCAACGUCGGCAUCCGUAACUGGUCUUCCCAAACCCGAUCCAUCGUCCUGCUCGAUCUCGAUGACGCGCAAAGAGUCCACCUCCAGGCCAAACACUCCCCGCGAGACCUGGAUGUCCAAUACGGUCUUGGAAUCGUAGAUGCGGAGGAAAACCUCAGCCAACCAUUCAUAAUCCAGCGGCUACAGCCCCCUGGGUCUAUCUCCAGUCCAGACUCUAGUGUUGCAUCAGCCAGGAAAUAUGAUCCUCCUACAAACUUUCCCCCGCCUUUAUCUCGUUUGCAAUUUGAAGCCUUGCACAACGCUCCAUUUACGUCUGACCGAGCACUCAAGCGUCGCAACGUGGAUGAUUACUCCGAUGCACCAGAAGAUCUUAAUGCAAACGCGGAAGAGGUUGACGAAGGUAAGGAAGAGGCAAUCACAGCAUCCUGCUAUACAGAAUCGCAAUGCUCAUCUCCCCCCAAGCCCAUUCUUACGCCCCCCUACCGGUUGCAUAUGCUCCGAGCGAAGUUUUAA
Molecule: messenger RNA, 1245 nt
Organism: Fusarium poae
Lineage: Eukaryota; Fungi; Ascomycota; Sordariomycetes; Hypocreales; Nectriaceae
Exons: 3
Coding region: 1-1245 (414 amino acids)
Biological process (GO): intracellular signal transduction; protein phosphorylation
Cellular component (GO): cytoplasm
Molecular function (GO): ATP binding; protein serine/threonine kinase activity
Source: RefSeq, a predicted model, not a curated record